Messenger RNA from Paramormyrops kingsleyae, 2431 nucleotides. NCBI's taxonomy places the organism in Eukaryota, Metazoa, Chordata, Actinopteri, Osteoglossiformes, Mormyridae. The record is from RefSeq and is a predicted model, not a curated record.
CGCCAAUCAACAUAGUUAUGAUUAUUUUAUACUGUGAAUGUUCGGGUAUUCUUGUUCAUCAGGUAGUACAAAAUAGUUUUAGUAGCUCUCUGUCCUGGGUGCGGGAAGAUGCUGCGGCUAGCUGUGCUCUGCAUGUCCCUCCUGGCCUCGGUGGCUGCCUUGACGUGUCCCGAUGGUAGAGUCACUCAGGAAGGCAGCACUUGCUGCCUCAGCGCCUCGGGUGUCUAUACAUCUUGUCCUCUGCCUCACGCUGUUUGCUGUGAGGAUCAUGUGCACUGCUGCUCCGAGAGCACCACCUGUGAUCUGGAGCACAACAAGUGUGUCAAUGCAACUGAAUCACUAGAGAUGGUCAAGAGGGUUCCCACGAGACUGUUGCUAAAGUCUUCCCAAAUGGUCCCCGCUUUCUCAGAAGAUACGAAUUAUAGGAUAAUGUGUGCAGACAAGACUCGCUGCCCUACCGCUUAUUCUUGUUUGAACACAGCCGACGGUUUUGGCUGCUGCCGCUUAAAGAAGGGCAUCCCUUGUUCAGAUGGUAAACAUUGCUGUCACAAGGACCACAAAUGCAGUGAAGAUGGAAGGUUCUGCAUCGAAGAAAAAGAUAACAAGGUGUUUGAAAAAACAAGAAAUGUUCCUUGUGAUGACACCUCUGCCUGUCCCGACGAUUCAACCUGCUGCAAGACAACUACAGGAAAGUGGGCUUGUUGCCCCCUGCCAGAGGCCGUGUGCUGUGAUGACCACGUCCAUUGCUGCCCUCAUGGUACCAAGUGCAACCCAGCUGGCACCAGCUGUGAUAACUCUACGAGCUCCAUACCCUGGUUGGAGAAGUUGCCCCCCAUAAACAGGCAGUCUGCUAAAGGACAAAAUGUUCCUUGUGAUGACACCUCUGCCUGUCCCGACGAUACAACCUGCUGCAAGACAACUACAGGAAAGUGGGGUUGUUGCCCCAUGCCAGAGGCAAUAUGCUGUGAGGAUCAACAGCACUGCUGUCCCAAGGGCUACGUUUGCGACAUGCUUGUGCAAACUUGCAGAAAAUCAGGCAGCCCCAGCUCUCCUUGGCAGCAGAAGAAACCUGCCUUGAAGGAGAUGCCCACAGAUCUUGUCUCCGGCUCCUCUGAGUCUUUCCGCCAUAAAUGUGGCCCAUACAGCAGCUGCCCCAAGGAUACAACUUGCUGUUACAUGAAUAAAACCAGCAAAUGGGGCUGCUGCCCUUUGCCAAAGGCUGUGUGCUGUGAGGAUGGGGAGCAUUGCUGUCCUUCGGGAUACAAGUGCAACGUGGAACGGACCACUUGCUCCCAUGAUACCUUGGUUAUUCCCUGGUACAGUAAAAUGGAAGCCCAGGUCGAUCAAGUACUACACACUCCUGUGGAGUGUAAUAUGAAGGACGGCUGUGCUUCGGGCACCCCCUGCUAUCAGCUCCCGUCGGGGCAGCUACGCUACUGCCCAAUGGCUAAGGCUGUAUGCUGUAGUGAUAUGCAGCACUGUUGUCCAAGUGGCUACACUUGUGAUCCUGUCGGUGGAUCCUGCACCAAGAAGGCAGGCCUCAGAUGGGACAGCUGGGAUGGAUUCAUCACAAAGCGAAAAGCUUUCGUCCAUUUGUGAUGCUGUGUUGAGAUUUUUUGCUUGCACUGAUCAGUCUGUCACACACUGAUGAAUCUGCUACACGUCUUAAAUACCUGAAACAGAAUUCUUAUUGUUUGAUUGGGGCAUGGUAAAUACUCAAAAGGGUUUGAUUUUUGUUUUUUUUUGUGUAUGGUUUCAUAGUGUAUUAUUGACAGCUACUUAUUAAGCAACUGAUUUGAUGAUCACAUGAAACCUGCUGUGUCUCUAAAGUUGCCGAAUGUGCUAGGGUAAAGAUAUAGUUGAUUUUAAGGGUAAUCUUACUUUCCUCCAGGUUCAUUCCAUGUGGCAGGCAAAUCAAAAUUUAGAGCAUAGUAAUAAUCUCAUGAGUAAAUGAUCUGAAUCCAUUAUGUUAUGCUGAUGCCAGAUAAAUGUGGUGACACUGCUCACAUGCAACUCAAGCUGUAUGCAAGUUUCUAAAACUUGUAUAGUUUUCACUUUGUAUUAAAUAACAGAAUGUGCCUUUAUAUUUAACAGAAAAGUAAAACAAGAAUCAAAUUUAAAAUAACAGAUGUAAGACUACUGACAAAAUUUGCGGCUGUGUCAUGUUUGUUGAUGUCACUAAAUUUGUUAACUAGUAAUUUACAUUUUUAAAGUAAAAUGAUUGUGAUUACUGUUUUUAUUGCCACUGUUGUUUCAUAUGAAAAUAAAAUUCUUGGACAAUGUACACAAUUACUUUACUAAUAUACUUUUUAUGAAAAAGCUAAGCAUGAGACACAUUCAUCUGUGUUGAUGACCCUAGGUUUUGUUGUACCAAUUUCAAUCUCAAUUCAAAAUAUAAAUAAAUCAUCCAAUAAAACAAUGAACACUGAAA